Messenger RNA from Hevea brasiliensis (rubber tree), 2382 nucleotides. RefSeq lists its product as uncharacterized. The transcript is spliced from 5 exons. The record is from RefSeq and is a predicted model, not a curated record. The coding region runs from base 1 to 2382 and encodes 793 amino acids. Lineage: Eukaryota; Viridiplantae; Streptophyta; Magnoliopsida; Malpighiales; Euphorbiaceae.
AUGGUAUGGCAUGCUUUUAACCAACAUACUGAUGGGACUAUGUCACAUCCUGUUGAUAGUGAGGCAUGGAAGCACUUCGAUCGCACUUACCCUUUGUUUGCAUCUGACCCUAGGAAUGUUCGUCUUGGAUUAUGCACUGAUGGAUUCAAUCCCUUUGGGCAACGUUCUAAUCCUUACUCUUGUUGGCCAGUAAUAAUUGCAGUGUAUAACUUACCUCCUUGGAUGGCCAUGAAAAAACCUUAUAUGUUCUUGAAUAUGGUGAUUCCGGUUCCUAAAAGCCCUGGCAAGAGUUUGGAUGUGUUCUUGAGGCCUUUGAUUGAUGAGUUGAAAAUGUUAUGGACUGAAGGAGUUUUGACUCAUGAUAUUCAUACUAAGCAGAACUUUCAUAUGAAAGCAGCACUUUUAUGGACAGUAAGCGACUUUCCUGCAUAUGGUAUGUUAUCCGGAUGGAGCACACAUGGAAAAUUGGCUUGUCCGUAUUGCAUGGAAGGUAGUAAAGCUUUUGUUCUUCAACAUGGUGGGAAAGCAUCAUUCUUUGAUUGUCAUCGCCAAUUUCUUCCUCUCAACCAUCCAUACAGAAGACAAAAAGAUAAAUUCAAAAAAGGUGUUAUAGAAAGGAGUCCACCCCCUCCUCAUUUGUCUGGUGAUGUUAUACAAAAUCGGGCAAAUUCACUACCUGAUAUUGUAUUUGGGACAACUAGUGGGAAGCAAACAAUACUUGGAUUUGGUGCACACCACAAUUGGGUCAAGAGGAGUAUAUUUUGGGAGCUUCCAUAUUGGAAUUCAAAUUUAAUUCGGCAUAAUUUAGAUGUGAUGCAUAUAGAGAAGAAUGUGUUUGACAAUGUAUUCUACACAGUUAUGGAUGUGAAUGGGAAAACUAAGGACAACUCCAAAGCAAGAGAGGACUUAAAAUGGCUAAAGGAUUUGAGAUUGCCUGAUGGAUAUGCUUCCAACAUUGCACGGGCUGUAAGUGUGGAGGACUGUAAGGACAUUACUGCAACUAUACUAUUUGUGGACAAUAUUGAGAUAUUAGAAAAAAACAUUAUUGAAACAAUUUGCAAGUUAGAAAAGAUAUUCCCACCGGGUUUCUUUGACUCAAUGGAGCAUUUGCCUAUUCAUAUUGCUUAUGAGGCCAAAGUAGGUGGACCAGUGCAAUAUCGUUGGAUGUAUCCAUUCGAGCGGUUCCUUUUUGACUUAAAGAAAAAAGUUCGAAAUAAAGCUUCGGUUGAGGGUUCAAUUGUCGAGGCAUACAUUAUUGAGGAAAUAUCAACCUUUUGUUCUCAUUACUUUGAGCCACAAAUCCCAACAAGAUUAAAUAAAGUUCCAAGAAAUGAUGAUGGGGGAAACAUUGAACCAAUGGGGCGCAUUUCAAUUUUCACUCAUUCAGGUCGACCUUUUGGUCGAAUACCGCAUAGAAGGAUCAUGUCAAAUGAGGAGUAUUCUGCUGCUCAUAUUUAUGUAUUGUUGAAUUGUCAAGAGAUCGAACCAUUUAUUGAGAUGUUUGAUGACCAUUUACGAGGUAUAAUACCAGAUAUCAAUGACCAACAAUUGGAACAAUUGCGGGAACAAGACUUUGCAAAUUGGUUCAAAGAAUAUGUAGAGAAGAAUGAAGUUGAAGAGCGCAUCUACCAAAUAGCUCAAGGCCCUGGACGUACAGUUCAAUCAUAUAAGGGGUACUUUGUGAAUGGUUUUAAAUUUCAUACACAUGAUUAUGGUAGAGAUCGAAAAACAUUGAAUAGUGGUGUUUGGGUGAAAGGAAGUUGUUACAAUGAAUAUGAAAGUGAUUAUUACGGUUUGUUGAAUGAGGUACUACAGUUGGAGUAUUUUGGAGUAGGAAACAAUAUAAUUCUUUUCAAAUGUGAAUGGUUUGACACUAAUAAAGGGAUAAGAGUUCAUCCUCAGCAUGGGCUUAUAGAAAUUCAUCCCAAAUCAAGGCUUGCCUCUAAUGAUCCAUUUAUUUUAGCCCAUCAAGCUCAGCAAGUGUGUUACACAAAAUAUCCUGCAAUUAAUAAAACAAGGGGUGAUUGGUGUGCAGUAUUCAAAACCAAAGCUAGGAGCACAUUUAACAUUCAUAAGGUGGUUGAUAUAAGUGAUAACGGGUUUACUUCUGAUGAGGUCGCUUACCAAGAAGAUGAUAUCUCUCGACCUUUAGAAAUUUUACCAACUACUGAACUUGAUGAUCCAUGCUUGCUACUUGAUUCAAAUCAUAUAGUAGAGUUAGAUGAAAAUGAAUUGCAACAUUUAGUGCAACCGAGUAGAGAGGAUGAGGAGGAGGAGGAGGAGGACGAAGAGGAAGAUGAAGACGAAGACGAAGACGAAGAGGAAGAUGAAGACGAAGACGAAAAUGAAAACGAUAAAGAUGAUGAUAGUGAUGAUGAUUGA